Molecule: messenger RNA, 1593 nt
Organism: Stylonychia lemnae
Lineage: Eukaryota; Ciliophora; Spirotrichea; Sporadotrichida; Oxytrichidae
Source: the annotation of a GenBank genome assembly
AUGGAAUCAAAGCCAAUACUCACUAAAUUUUUAAUAGAUGACGACCCAUACAAGAUGAAACCAGUUCAUCAUAAUUAAACUCUAAAAUAGAUCCGUGCCCUACUCUUUUUACAAGAUUCAAUUCUUUUUUAAUAUGAUGGGACUUCUAUUGAUAAAGAAGAUGAAGAGGAUUUAAAUCUUACAGAUAUCUGCUAAGAUUCAAAAACAGUUCAUCUAACCUAAGACUCUUAAAAAAUUAAUAAUAAUGCAAUAAGUAACAGUAAAAUUUAGAUUAAACCAUUAGAAAAUGCAACAUUUUUAAAAAAAGUUAAUGAGUUAGAUUUAUAUCUUUAUCCAGAUUGGUCAAAAAUAGAAAAAGAUAAAUUUUUAGCUGAUGCUUAAUUAAAAGGUAAAUAACAAAACGAAUUUCAGAAGCUUUUAACGAAAGUUUCUCCCUUUUCUGCUUAGGAAGAAGCUCAAGCAAAGGUACUAAUGGUAGUUGGAUAAAUAUUAUCUGGUAAAACUACUCUCCUAAAUUUCUUCAUAAAUUUUCUCACUGGAGUUUAAUUUUCUGACAACUUCAGAUAUAUCUUAAUAAAUGAGUAAACUGAAAAAACCCAGGCUCAGAAUAUUCCUGGCUUUGGAGAUACAAGAGGCAUUCUGUAAGACUAAAUUAUUUCAGAUUAAAUCAGAAAUUUCUUUCUUAAUCAUCUUGACUCAAUUGAUGCUAUAUGCUUCAUUCUUGAAAUUUGUGGAAAGGAUGUAGCUGAAAAUUUUGUCUGCAUGAUUACCUUUUGUGAUAAUGAUGAGCCCUAUGUUUUACGAGCAUUGAGUUAACCUGGUGAUCCAUACUACUAAAAUGAAAAAGGAGUACUAAUGCCAUAGCCAAAGUCUAUAUUUUGCGAUUUAAUUCCUCUAAUUAAAGAGCCAUGGUAUCUUAAAUUCAACAGUGCUGCUUUAUUCUAAAAUAACAAAUCUGCUAAUCAAAUGAUAAAAUUGUUUUGGGAGUUAGGAAUUCAAAGCUUUGAUGACUUUAUGAAGAAAAAGUUAUAUUUUUUAAAAAGAAAAAAUCUUUAACCUGGAGAAUAUGCUACUAUCUGUUUGUAGUGUAACAAAACUUGUCAUUAUCCAUGCUAUGAAAAUAUAUAGGAAUGUGGUUGUUUAUAAGGUGAAAACUGUACAUGUUGUAGCGGUAAAUGCCAUUGGACUUUACACAAAAGUUGGACAUACAGAUUUGAAAUUAAAAUGAUAAAAACAUCAAUUGAUAUUUAAGAACUUAAAGAUGUAAACUGCGAUGCAAUAGUAAAAAAAUCAGAAUAAUUCAUAGUUAAGAUAGAGAAAUGCAUUAAUAGAUUUAAUGAAAUAGCCUUAAGAACAGGGUGUUUAGUUAGUUCUGAUCAAUACAUUGAAAUAAUGAUUAUUUCAGAAGAAAAUGAGAAAAAGCCAGGAUUCGAAGGAAGAAUUAGGGCAUUAAAAGAAUUUUAAACAUCAGGAAUGAACGCUUAGGAUGCUUUAAAUGAAGAUGAGGCUACUAAGGAAAUGAAAGCUUUAUUACUUAAUAAUUUAAGGAAAAACUUAUAAAGCCACUAAAAUUCAGAAUGCAAUGUGUUUUGA